CACUUAGCUUUAUUUGCUAAAAAAAAAAACAAUUAUCGUCGUAGUGUUGUACGUGGUAUAUUUUUUAGUAUUAUUUUGUUUAUUUUUUGAAAACAAAACUUAUUAAAAAAUUACGAGACCGAUGGUAAAUUGGACAAUUUACUACAGAUACAAACUUUUAUCAUAAUUCUAAACUGUAAAUAAUAUUGUGCAAUACUUGUACGAAAUGUAUAAUAGUACAUAAUAUAUAUCAUCCUAUUGCAUCGUUUUAAAAAGUGUACAUAGUCUCGAUCUCACUGUACAUUUUAUUUAGAAAAUAAUUAGUUAGUUUACUCCUAAUAACUUUAAUAAUAAUAUUUUUCAUUUCAGGAUUUAAUUGGAAAAAAUCAUGACAUAUUUAAUAUUAUCCUUUUGUAAUAUUCUUCUACUAAUCAUACAAAUAAUGUCUUUAACAGUUUCUCAUUUUAAUCAAUCAAUAACGAAAUUGAGUGUAACCGAAGAGUAUAAUGUGUGGAUAGAAAUUAAUUGCUUCAAUAUCACGGAUUAUAAGGAAUUUCAAAAUCUAAUAAUAUCUAGUAAAAGCAAUGUUAGGAAUGAAACACAAUCAUUAAGAAUAUACAACUGUCCUCUUGCCGAUGAUGACAUUUCAUUAAGCUCUACAUUGCAGAAAUUUGGAAUUUUUGUGUAUCGUCAGUUGUCAAUUAAAAAUUAUGAUUUAGUUACAAUCCAACUAAACAGGCAUCAUUUAAGACAUUUCCAAGAAUUGCAAAGUUUAACACUACAGAUGGAUCAUUUAAGUCAUUUGCCAAGUGAUUUAUUUGCCGACACAUCAUUGAGAAAUUUAACAACUUUAGUUUUACACACAAAUGUUUCGGAAAUGCCUAAUAAUUUGUUUCAAUCUUUGGAAAACUUAAAAAGCUUAACCAUAGGUCACAGUUUAGAAACUAUAGCGUUUUGUCAAUUUAAAAAUCAAAAGAAGUUGUUGCAUUUAAAUUUGUCAUAUAACAAAUUAAAAAAUAUUGCCUUCAAUAUAUUUCCAAAUGAUGGCCUAAUAAAAACCAUAGAUUUACAAAACAAUCUACUUCAAACUCUACCUUUACAUAUUUUUGACACACUCCCCUCACUUAUUUCCAUUAAUAUUAAUUCAAAUGAAUUUAAAAGUUUACCAGCUAAACUUUUUCAAAAUAACAUCAAAUUGAGCAAAUUUGUUUUUACAAAUAAUCGAGGAGUUGCUUUAGAGACGCUACCGCAGAAAUUUUUGUCAAAUCUUUUUCAGUUGCAAGAAGUUGUAAUAAAAUGUGGUCUUGAAUUUUUGCCAGAUGAUGUAUUUUAUAAUUCUACGAAUAUCAAAAAAAUUAUAUUAAACCAUAACAAAUUGAUUAGUUUACCAGAUAACCUACUGGAAAGUCAAGUAAAAUUAAGCUAUUUAGAUUUAUCGUAUAAUAAUUUAUAUAGAUUAAACAGCAGCUUGUUUCAAAAUACAAAGGAAUUGAGAACAUUAAAAUUGGCCCACAAUCAGCUGCAAACAAUUCAAAGAAAUCUCUUUACAAAAUUGGAUAAACUACAGUCAUUAGAUCUAAGCCACAAUCAGUUGGGCUCAAGUUUUAGAAUAGCAUUGGAAAUAAAUACAAAUUUAAAUUAUUUAUAUCUGCAAAACAAUUCCAUUCCUGAUCUAUUCAUACUGCAUAACAAACUUCCACGAUAUUUACGUACAUUGGAUUUGAGUUUUAAUCAAAUUUACGAAUUAAAAGGUAAAAAUCUCGAACUAUUAUACACUAAUGAUCUAACAUUAAACUUAAGCCACAACCGCAUACAAACUAUACAAAUCGAAGAUUUCGGAACUUACAACCUAUUGGAUACAUUAAGCGUAAGAACGGAUUUAAAUUAUAAUCCUUUGCAAUGUGAUUGUAAAAUAUUAAAAUCAAUGGAAUAUUUAUUAAAUGGUUAUAAGAAUCACUUAAAGUUUAAUAUAGAAAACUUAAAAUGUUGGGGACCCAAACAAUUGCAUGGGAAAUAUUUAAAUAAUGUUGAAAAAAUGGAUUUAUUAUGUUCUCUGGAACCGCAAUAUGUUGGAUCAUAUAAGUGCCCAGAAGAGUGUGAAUGUUGGAUAAGAUUAUAUGACAAAAUUUUGUUAAUGAAUUGUUCGCAUAGAAACUUAUAUCAAGUACCAAUUAUAAAAAGUAUCAGGGAUUAUCUUAAUGGCAUAGAACUAAAUUUAAGCGGAAAUCAAAUUAUUACAUUACCCCCAUCGCAUAGAGAAGGUUAUGCAGAAUGUACUAAAUUAUUUUUAUACCAAAAUAAUUUAAGCGAAAUCAAUAAAUCACAAAUACCCUUAAAGUUAACACAUUUAGAUUUAAGGCAAAAUCAUUUGCAGUUCCUAAAUGAGGACAGUAUAACAUAUUUGAAUGACAACCGAUUUCUACAUAGCAUAUAUCUUUCAAGUAACAAAUGGAAAUGUGAUUGCAGCGAUACAUCAUUGUUUUUGUCACAUACAAUCCAGAGCAAUAGUUCAAAAUUUGUUGAUGGAACUAAAAUGGCAUGUCACAAUUUUCCCAAAAUACAAAUGAUUAAAGAUCUAAAAAUUCUAUGUCAAAAAAAGAAAAUAUUAAAUAUUGUACUGAUUUCUAUAAGUGUAACUGUUAUAUUUAUAAUAUUAACAUUAUAUUAUAAAUAUCAAACGGAAAUUAAAAUUUUUCUAUACAGCCACAAUAUCUGUCGAAGGAUUGUUGCUAAAUAUGAUGACGCUGAUGAUGUUAAUAAGAAAUAUGAUGCCUUCAUAUCCUACUCCCAUAAAGAUGAAGAUUUCAUUGCAAACUAUUUAGUGCCCGUAUUAGAAAAUGGCAGUCCAUCUUUUAAGUUAUGUGUUCAUGUCAGAGAUUUUGUAAUAGGCGAUUAUAUACCAGAUCAAAUUGUAAAAUCAAUAGCUGAUUCCAGACGUAUUAUUGUGGUGCUGUCGAAAAAUUUCAUAGAAUCAGAAUGGGCAAAAAUGGAAUUCAAAGAAGCUUAUCGUGCUACCCUAACAGAACGUAGAGCGAAAAUAAUUCCCAUAAUGUAUAAAGACAUUGGAGAGUUGUCGAAUUUGGAUAAGGAAUUAAGAUUAUAUUUAAACAUGAAUACGUACUUAAAGUGGGGAGAUUCGUUGUUUUGGCAAAAACUACGAUUUGCCAUGCCUCACAAAAAUGAUUAAAGUUUUAAAUAGGUUGAAAAAAAAACAUAUAAUAUUGAUGUUCAAAAAUAAAAUCAC
Lucilia cuprina (Australian sheep blowfly) is the source of this 3223-nucleotide messenger RNA. Its product is annotated as protein toll-like. Gene Ontology annotation, biological process: immune response; toll-like receptor signaling pathway. Gene Ontology annotation, molecular function: protein binding; transmembrane signaling receptor activity. Bases 368 to 3166 code for a protein of 932 amino acids. The transcript has 2 exons. The record is from RefSeq and is a predicted model, not a curated record. Lineage: Eukaryota; Metazoa; Arthropoda; Insecta; Diptera; Calliphoridae. Gene Ontology annotation, cellular component: membrane.